CUCUUGGGCCAGUUGGAAAACACGGGACCCCCCCCAGCCGACAAGGAGAAGAUCUCGUCUCUCCCGACGGUGACCGUCACUCAGGAACAAGUCGAUACGGGUUUGGAGUGUCCCGUCUGCAAAGAGGACUACACCGUGGCCGAGCAGGUCCGGCAGCUCCCGUGCAAUCACUUCUUCCACAGCAACUGCAUCGUCCCGUGGUUGGAGCUGCACGACACGUGUCCCGUGUGUCGGAAGAGUUUAAAAGGCGAAGAUUCGACUCGGCAAACGCAAAACCCCGAAGCCUCAGCGAGCAACAGCUUCAGCAGUGAAAGCCAGCUACACGACCGAUGGACUUUCUGA
This is a messenger RNA of Pterocles gutturalis (yellow-throated sandgrouse), 342 nucleotides long. Its product is annotated as E3 ubiquitin-protein ligase RNF115-like. The record is from RefSeq and is a predicted model, not a curated record. The transcript has 3 exons. Lineage: Eukaryota; Metazoa; Chordata; Aves; Pterocliformes; Pteroclidae. Gene Ontology annotation, biological process: ubiquitin-dependent protein catabolic process; protein ubiquitination; positive regulation of DNA-templated transcription. Gene Ontology annotation, cellular component: nucleoplasm; cytoplasm. The annotation marks the transcript as partial. Gene Ontology annotation, molecular function: ubiquitin protein ligase activity.